Messenger RNA from Cajanus cajan (pigeon pea), 1187 nucleotides. RefSeq names its product Ribosomal protein L21 (gene NFD1). Gene Ontology annotation, cellular component: ribosome. Lineage: Eukaryota; Viridiplantae; Streptophyta; Magnoliopsida; Fabales; Fabaceae. Gene Ontology annotation, molecular function: RNA binding; structural constituent of ribosome. The record is from RefSeq and is a predicted model, not a curated record. Gene Ontology annotation, biological process: translation.
GUGACAGCGAUUCAUUUCCGUUGCGUCUGUGUGAUCAAAACAAAACCUAGUUUUGAGAACUUCGACAGUAGCAUCCAUGGCGAGUAGGAGGUGCCUGCGAGCCUUAACGAAAACGACGCCGUUUCUCUUCAGAAGCUCAUCGUCUCUUCGCUCACUCACUGUGCCUCCAUUUCCUCGCGCCAAAGCUUCUUCGCCGCUUUUCGCCAAACCAGCCUCCGCUUUUGCACGAUGGCCACACCCACGCUACUUCUCUUCCGACAAACGCAGCGACGAAGACGAUAAUAGCGAAGAGGAUUACGAUGAUGAUGAAGAGGAGGAUUAUGAAGACGGUGAUGAUUACGUCGCUGCGUCGCGUGGGAAAAAGGUGUACACGGCGGAGGAGAAGGAGGCGGAAGCGGCGGAUAUUGGCUACAGAGUGGUGGGUCCACUUCAAAAGGACGAUGACGUGUUUAAGCCCUACGAGCCUGUUUUCGCUGUUGUUCAGAUUGGUUCGCACCAGUUUAAAGUAAGCAACGGGGACAGCAUUUUCACUGAGAGAUUGAAGUUUUGCGAAGUGAAUGACAAGUUGAUUCUGAACAAAGUUCUGUUGCUUGGCUCUGCUAGUCAGACAAUUGUUGGCAGACCUAUAGUGCCCGAUGCAUCUGUUCAUGCUGUUGUCGAGGAGCAUGCACUAGAUGCAAAGGUAAUUAUUUUUAAGAAAAAGAGAAGGAAGAAUUACCGAAGAACCAAAGGGCAUCGUCAGGAGUUGACCAAGUUAAGGAUAACUGAUAUUCAAGGAAUUGAGAAACCUCAAAAUGCCAUCAAACCUGAAAAGCCUUCAAAAUCUACUAAGAAAGAACAGGAAAAGGUUGCUAAGAAAGAAAAGGAAAAGGUUGCUGUUACUGCUUAAAGGGAUGUACCUACCCUCUUGGCUGUUGACGGCGGUUAUUGAUAUCUUUAUGUCUCAAAUGAGUUUUGAUAGUUUGAUGGCAUGUAGUGAGCAUGAUGGUAUUGCUGAUAGCCCCAUUGUAGGUGGAAAUAGUCAAUCAUCCACUCGGUAAUCAGGUUUUGUAGGAUUAUUACACAAUUUUUCUUUUCCCUUUGUAAUGCCAUAAUUAGUGGUUCGAUGUUUGAACAUAGAUCCAUUGAUUCUUAAACUGCUUUCAAGGUCUCAAGAAAUUUAAUAAUGACUCCUGUAUUUUUUGUUA